This is a messenger RNA of Cydia strobilella, 869 nucleotides long. RefSeq lists its product as uncharacterized. Lineage: Eukaryota; Metazoa; Arthropoda; Insecta; Lepidoptera; Tortricidae. The transcript has a single exon. Bases 33 to 869 code for a protein of 278 amino acids. The record is from RefSeq and is a predicted model, not a curated record.
AUAUUGAGAAAUUGCAGUGUCUCAAGAUCACUAUGAGUUUAAUUUCUAAGAAACCUCUAUUGUAUACAGGUAUUUCCAAGGGAUGCUACUAUUUAAUUCAGUUGAUGCAUAAAAUAACAGGUAUAAAAGUAGAACACAUCUUGCUAUGCUUGAAAAAAAUUAGAUUAAAUACCACCUUUUCUGAACUAGAAGAUAAUUUUGGAAUGUCAUUAUCUUAUGCUAGUAAAAUAUUUUUACAAAAUGUACCUAUAAUAAGUAGUUGUUUGAGACCAUUUAUUGUACAAUUAGAUGACAGGUUAAUAAGGAAAAAUCUUCCAAUUGCGUUUAGACAUAAUUAUUAUAAUGUAAGCUGUAUCAUUGAUUGUCUAGAAAUUGAUAUACAAAAAUCAUCAAAGUCUCUUUAUCAGGCAAGUUCCUGGUCAGAGUACAAAAAGGGAAAUACUGCAAAGUACUUAAUAUCAUGUACACCUAAUGGGCUAGUUAACUACAUUUCUCAAGGGUUCGGGGGAAGAACAAGUGAUAUUGCUAUAGUAGAAAACUGUAACUUUUUAGAUGGAUUACAGCCGGGAACUGUUAUCUUAGCUGACAGAGGCUUCAAACAUUUGGAACAGAUACUUCAUCAAAAGGGUAUUAAACUAUUAAGGCCACCCAGUGUAAGUGGUGGUGCAAAGCUAUCAAAAGCUGAAGUCCGCCUAACUAAAAUAAUUGCUAGCUUGCGAAUUCAUAUUGAAAGAGUAAUAAGGCGAUUAAGAGAAUUCCAUAUGCUAAAGCAACAUUCAGUGAUAAAUACUAAUACUCUUCGGCUACUAGAUCAUGCCGUUAUUAUUGCAUGUGGUCUAAUUAAUUUGCAGGAUUCGCUUAUAAGAUAA